UCCAGAAAUUUCAUAAAGCAAAACCUUUACGAGUUGAGUAAAGGGAAUGAGUGUCGAGGGAAAAAGGGGGGUGGGGGGGAAAGAGGCUCUUGUGUGAUAACAGCGGUUUCCCGAGCACAAUUAAACGAGGAUAGUGACUAUUUUGCUGCCUCUUGCUGGAGGUUUUGGGUCGGAGUUUUCACCCUCCCCGUCCCCCUCCUCAACCGUCACGAUGUUGUGGUUUGUGUUAUUCCUGCCUUCGCUUUGCUCGACCCAGCGUUCGGAGCCGAUGUUCUCAGCAGUAACCAAGGUUAUGUUUCCUCCCGACUUCGACAACAACCCGACCCAGCUCAACUACGGCGUGGCCGUCACCGACGUGGACGGGGACGGAGACCUGGAGGUGUUUGUUGCGGGUUACAAUGGUCCAAACCUGGUGCUCAAGUACGACAAGCAGAAAAGAAGACUUGUCAACAUCGCCGUGGACAAUCGCAGCUCCCCGUUCUACGCCCUGAGAGACCGCCAGGGCAAUGCUAUCGGGGUAACAGCGUGUGACAUUGAUGGAGACGGCCGGGAGGAGAUUUAUGUACUCAACACCAAUAACGCCUUUUCUGGACGUGCGACGUAUACAGACAAACUGUUCAAGUUCCGAAAUGGCCGUUUCGAGGAUCUGCUAAAUGACGACAUUAACCAACACAGGGAUGUGGCCAACCGGAUGGCCGGACGCUCAGUGGCCUGCGUGGACAGAAAGGGCACAGGCCGUUAUGCCAUCUAUAUCGCAAACUAUGCCAGCGGCACCGUGGGUCCACACGCGCUUAUCGAGAUGGACGAGGCGGCGAGUGACCUUUCGCAAGGGGUCAUCGCACUCUCUAACGUGGCAGAACAAGCGGGAGUCAACAAGUUCACUGGAGGCCGGGGUGUGGUUGUGGGGCCCAUUCUGAGCCAGAGCUACUCUGAUGUGUUUUGUGACAACGAGUACGGACCCAACUUCCUGUUCCGAAACAACGGCGACGGAACUUUUACUGAUGUCGCGCAGCAGGCUGGGGUGGAGGACCCCAUGCAGCACGGCAGAGGCGUCGCCCUCGCAGACUUCAACCGCGACGGGAAGACGGACAUCGUUUACGGCAAUUGGAACGGACCUCAUCGGCUUUACAUGCAACUUAACAACCGCAAGCAGAAGUUCAAGGACAUAGCCUCGCAGAAGUUUUCCAUGCCAUCCCCGGUCCGCACCGUUAUUGCAGCCGACUUUGACAACGACAACGAGUUGGAGGUCUUCUUCAAUAACAUUGCCUACAGAGGGCCCUCGGCCAACAGACUGUUUAGGGUGAGCAGGAGAGAGCAUGGAGACCCCCAGAUUGAGGAAUUGAACGUUGGCGAGGCUUCCGAGCCAGAAGGACGAGGAACUGGAGCUGUAGCAACAGACUUUGAUGGAGACGGCCGUCUGGAGUUGCUGGUGUCUCAUGGUGAAAGUGCAGCGCAGCCCAUUUCUAUCUACAAAGUUAACCUGGGAACCACAAAUUCAUGGCUGCGUGUGAUUCCCCGGACCAAGUUUGGCGCUUUUGCCAGAGGAGCUAAAGUGGUGGUGUACACGAAGAGGAGCGGACCGCACACACGCAUCAUCGACGGCGGGUCGGGGUACCUGUGUGAGAUGGAGCCCGUUGCACACUUCGGCCUAGGGAAGGACAUGGCCACAAACGUGGAAGUGUACUGGCCAGAUGGCAUCUCAGUUGCUCGACCCUUGGAGCCGUCAGAAAUCAAUUCUGUGCUGGAGAUCCAUUAUCCGAGAGACGAUGACGACGUCACCCCCACUGUGGAAAUAGAGUGUGGUCCUGGCUUUGCUCUCAAUGAAAACGGACGCUGCAUUGAUAAAGAUGAGUGUACCCAAUUCCCCUCUGUGUGUCCCUCUGACCGCCCUGUGUGCACCAACACAUAUGGCAGCUUUAAAUGCCGCACCAAGAAAAGAUGCAACCAGGGCUUCGAGCCCAAUGAUGACGGGACCGCAUGCGUGGCCCAGGUGGCUUACUUUGGGAAGACGCGAUCCUCUGCGCAAUGCACACGCUCGGCCAUUUCGCUGUGGCUAUCGCCCAUCGGGGUGCUUCCUCUCAUCUGGGCCCAUCUCUGGAAUGGACUACUGUAGGUGCCUCCUCUUUCUCCUUCAACAAGGAUGUGCAGACACUCUCCAAGAAAACAUUCUCCUCCUCUUUCUCCUAAAACUAGCUCUAUGGAUCUGUGAUAUCAGUCGUGUUUUCCACCGUCCGUCACUUUUGGGGCUCGUCAGGAACUCGCAGGGCGCAUGCUAGAACUAUCUGUGUUAGAGCCGCGUUGCCCUCUUGUCAUCACUUGGCAUUUAUCUCUGCGGGAUUUGAACAGUGUCCAAGUAAAUAAGUGGUGGCUGCAGUGAAUUAAAAAAACAAAACAAAAACACUGCACCGAACCGACUGGCUCCUCCGGGAACAUUCAUUAGGGACAUGCCUGGGCCGUCCUCCGUAUGCGCACAAUGCUGCUCUCAUUCUGCGUUUGGGCUUACUGGGAUGCUGAGGAACACCAGGUCUCCCUACAAGUCGUGUGUGUGCGUGUGUGUGUACUGUAUGCAUGUCAGUGUGUGCGGUCGUGAACAUAUGCCAGACCAUCUGUCAGCAGUGGUGGGUUACAUUUAGUUAACUAUUAAUAACUCUACAGCACAGCAAAAAUGAUGAACAAUUUCUUUUGGAAGUGAUGGCAUGAGGUUUAAUUUUAUUUACAGGAAUCCACAUGACUUCAUUUAAAAAAAAAAAAAGCACUAUAUUAUAUUUAAUUCCGUUAACAUGAGUUUCCUUGUGCCUGUGGGCGCUCCCUGCAUGUCCCCAGGAUAAAAAAUAAAAUCAGAUUGAAAAACAUGGCAAUUUAAUAAGAAACAUUACAUUACAUUACAUUACACCAAUAAAUGCUAUAUUAUUAUUUUUGCUAUAAUUUGUGAGCAGUAAGCAUUUAAAAGCAAAUGUGAGGGCAUAUUUCUUUCAUUAAAAUAAUUCACAAGAGCCCAAGAUACUAAUUAUAAUGCAUCGCAGAUGACCUUCCAUUUGGCUUCAUUUAGCACAAUCUGGCAAUCAUUUCAACAAUCUGGUCACCAAUGGCUUGUUAAAUUGAUUUUACUUCGUUCUGAAUGAACACCAUGUCAAUUUUAGAAACAUUAAGUUCAAGGAAAAAUAUGUUUGGUUUUUUUUCGUUUUUUUUUUUUUUUUAAUCGAGCAACAUAAUAUACCGGAAAUAAAGUCUCCUUCUUGGAAAUCAAAUCAAACCAAAGUGACCAUUUAACAUUGCCUCGGGGGGAUUUUCCUGCCCAUUUCACAAAGGUCACGAUGACAGUAUAAAAGACAGCAGUGAAAUCUUGCACUUUUAAAACUCUUUUAAAGCUCUUCCACUCUGUACAGUAAUUCUGAACUCUCACCAUUAAUCAAUACCUCUAAAAUAAUUGAUCGGGCAGUUAAACAUCUUGCUGAUGAUGUCACAAAAAAAAUGCAGCCCAAUGUCUCUGCCACAAAAUACGGGCUUGUGGAUUUAAAAACACAGAGAAACAUGAUUCUGAAAAGAGUGUAAAGAACUAUUUUGGCUCCGAUGACGACCAGAAACAUUAAGCGACUGACAACGUGUUCACUCGGAUUUUCAAGUAGUUCUCCAGUGAUAAAUUCUUUUUGGAAUCCCCCCAAUCCUCAACCACACGCUCAUCCACUUCACCAUCAUCACAAAGCUUCAUCAGUUGCUUUUGGCGAACAUUGCGAUGAAAUCCUUCAAGCUCGGGUGUGAGAUUUUGUGUUGCUCAAGGACAUCUUAAAUAUUUAGUGCAUUUUUGUCAAAAACAUCACACUUUUCAUUUCAGCCCACAAUACUGAUUCUGAGAAUAAUCAAUUUUUCGGUGGGAAAAAAAAAGCGGGACCCGGCCAACAUCUGUAAAUAAAUGUAUAAAAAGAGAAAUUUCAGAUGUUUUUAAUGACAACUAAAUGGCGCUGAAACAAUUAAAAUCUCGCACAGAAGAUGCUGGAUGAAGCUGCAAUGGUGUCACGCUGUCUCCACAAGCCAAGAAACUGUUACACAGAACGUUAGCAGCUGAGCCCUGCAGAUUAGGUCCAAUCGAUUCCAGUAUUUUACAUCUUUUGCUCAUGUUUGCAGCUAAGACAUUUAAUCAAAUAGUUUUUUUUUUUUGGUGUUUGUUUUCUCUUGCGUGUACAAUAAAGAUACCCAUUUUUGGAAGAAAUGUGGAAGCUUUUAAAUCAAUUUACUGCUGUCUUAAUCCACAUAACCACUUUCUCUUCUUCUAGCAGCCAGCAUGUAAAAAAUUGGGUACACAAACUGACAAUCGGGCCUAAUUUGAACAUUUGCCUCAUAACCACAUGAAUCUGAAUGAGCGUUAAGAGCGUUAAGAGAAUACUCUGCAAAAACUCAACAAUGUGUUAAAAAGGUGAACUAUUAUUGUGGGAAAAUCCUUGUGCGUGGUCACCGACGAGUCUGACUGAGCCACAGACUCAGUGUGAUGUGAAAGUAGGAAAAUCGAAAGCGACCUGCCUCAAACAGCAAUUGCCUUGUUUGUGUCGUGUGUUUCACAAGUCAUUAACCACAAUAAAAAUGACAUGGAGAACAGUUUUCAACCACAAUGUAUGGAUAGGUUUCCAAUUACCCAUCAUGCCUUGCGACGGAUGCCGUACUGUGUGUCUCAAGAGUUCGGAGAACAUGGGUGAAUGGUGAAGCGUGAAGUUUUUUUCUAUCGUUAAUUUUUCCGUUUGGUGUAAAAGUUAUGACAUCGUUUAAAGGAAAUGCAAAUGUAGUGGACAAAAACAUGUUUGAUGCUUUAAGCAGAGCCAGAAGGACAUCGGUGGGAAAAAUCCACAUGAAUUUCAAGCAAGCGACUGGAGUGACGAUGUGGAAGGCUACCCUGAUGUUACAUAUCCGAUAUCGUUAAUUAUCUCGUGAAUUCUGUGAGCGCAUAUACCCUUGAUGAACUAAAGGCUUACAAAUCUCUACAAGCCUACAAUGACUUUGUAAGUGGGUGGGCUCAAGAUGUACGGCAACGGGUGAUCGGUAAUCAGUGUAUAAUGGCGGCUCGAGUAAGACAUUCUCAGAGGUCUACCGAUCCACUACUAUGUCCCUGGAUCAUAUCCCAAAAAGAUGGCGGCGUUCUCUCCGGUCAUUGUACUUGGAUGGCCAGUCUUGGAGAAGUGUGUUCACACGUGGCUUCAGUAAAAUUACGGGCUAGCAUGACAGUUAUAGAAGGGAGGUCUUACUGUUGUACUGCCCUCUGCAGUUAAAAUUGUAAGUCAAAUUUUUUCUCUUAAAAUCUUUGAAUCUUUAUAAUAAAGAAUUCUUUGUCAUACCUUUGCAUAGAACACAAUUUAUUCAUUCCUUCUUGCCUGAAGUAUUUAAUUGAAAACGUUACGUGUAAUAAAAUCACCCGACCAAACUUUAUAGUGUCUCUUUGUUGGAUCAGGAAGAAAUCCUGCUCGGUUGAUCCUCGACAACCAUAGGUUCCGUCUUUCUGUCGACAGUCGCUUAGUUUUACUUCCCUGGUUGACAACGACCUUUGGAAUAUCAAAAUACUACCUCUUUGUUUGCCCAGAUUCAGCGCGGUUAGUACAGCCCCAAACUAGGCAUGUGUGGUCCAUAUUAUCGGACGAAAGGGGUUUGCUUGCUUUGUUGACAUAGAUGCUAACUUACUUCAGACACUCAAAAUGGCGGACAAGGGACUCCAGGGAGUGUGGCGACGUAAUCGGAAACCUAUCCAUUACUAGAUAAGAUAACAGCUAUCUUAGCUUCUUUUAGUUCUUCUUUAAUGUAUUUACCGGCAGUCUAGAUUUCCUGGAACACCGUCCUGCCUCUCACAGGUCAGCCUUGGUACUGCGGCAGACAGCAAGCACUUUUGAUGGAAAUAUUUUUCCAUUUGUUCAUUUAUCCAUUAUCUAUCAUUGGGAGGUUUGUUGUGUUGGUCAUCCCGCCAACGCAUUAUGAGAGCAGCACAAACAGACGUGCAGAUUUUUUUUUCUUUGUCAUUUCUGGGGUCUCACACUUAAAAAAAAAACAAAAAACGUCUGUGUGCCCCCAUGUUAGUUACGAUUCCGUGAUCAAUCUUUUCUUAUUUUCAUUUACGUGUGGCAAAGAGGGCAGUCAUUUCAAUUUGUGACACUGAUUACUGUACUUUUCAUUAAACUUAAUGCCAUAUUUAUCUUUAAAGCACAUUUCCGCCCAUGGAUACAACUAUCACAUUGGGAAACAUGGCAAAGGCCCACUAACUGUGAAAAGCCAGGGGAGGAUUGUUCAAAGUAUGAGCUAAUCCUCGAGAAAAUAAAAGGGGGGAAAAAAUGACAGCAAUGGAUAGCUCUGCUCGACUGCUUUGGACUUAUCUGGAAGAGGUAUUACAUCGUUUUUGGGAAGAGGGGAAGUAUACACGAUGACAGAAAGACAUCAGUGAAUACAAUCACAGAACACUGUGAUAAAUUUUGGCUCGGGAGGAAACUCAGCCUGCAAAAUGGUGUUAUUGAACGAUUUCCAGCAGAUCGUCUUCGGGACAGGGGAUGCUAAGUGUGUGCUGCAUCUUUUAUGCACGGUACCUCCCAAAGAUGAAACAAGGUCUUUAUUUUCCAUCCACUAAGUGAACCAACACUGGAACGCAACGUACACGUUUGUGCAAAAUAACCUGCAUGCACAAAUCAUCCAAUUUCCCACAGGCACACAAUGUCGACGUUCAACUUGAGUGUUGAAG
This is a messenger RNA of Syngnathoides biaculeatus (alligator pipefish), 6703 nucleotides long. RefSeq names its product cartilage acidic protein 1b (gene crtac1b). Bases 212 to 2113 code for a protein of 633 amino acids. Gene Ontology annotation, biological process: axonal fasciculation. The record is from RefSeq and is a predicted model, not a curated record. NCBI's taxonomy places the organism in Eukaryota, Metazoa, Chordata, Actinopteri, Syngnathiformes, Syngnathidae. Gene Ontology annotation, molecular function: calcium ion binding. The transcript is spliced from 15 exons.